CAUGUGACCGACUGCAGAGGCCGCGCCGCCUCCCCCGCCCGAGGUCUGCGCGCUUCGCCGCAGGGUGCAGAUCGGGGGCGCCCGCCUGGGUUUGGGGCGCAAGGGCAGAGGCGGAGCCAGGGCGGAGCCAGCGCGCCCCGUCCCCCCCUUUCCAAUCGAAAGCGAAACAGAGGGCUGGAAAGGAAGGGAGGGGCCUGCCUGGAUGCCCCGCCCCCUGCCCUGCGCGGCGGCUGCACCGACGGGCGCGCCCAGGUAGGGGGGCGCUGAGCGCGCAGUGCGGACCCUCGCGGGUACAUGAGCCGCCACCAUGUCUCAGGAAGGUGUGGAGCUGGAGAAGAGCGUCCGGCGCCUCCGGGAGAAGUUUCAUGGGAAGGUAUCCUCCAAGAAGGCGGGGACUCUGAUGAGGAAAUUUGGCAGCGACCAUACCGGAGUGGGGCGCUCCAUCGUGUACGGGGUAAAGCAGAAGGAUGGACAGGAACUGAGUAAUGACCUGGAUGCCCAGGACCCCCCAGAAGACAUGAAGCAGGACCGGGACAUCCAGGCGGUGGCGACCUCCCUCCUGCCACUAACAGAAGCCAACCUACGCAUGUUCCAACGUGCACAGGAAGACCUCAUCCCUGCUGUGGACCGGCAGUUCGCCUGCUCCUCCUGUGACCAUGUCUGGUGGCGCCGCGUGCCCCAGCGGAAGGAGGUGUCCAGAUGCAGGAAAUGCCGGAAGCGCUACGAGCCGGUACCCAGUGACAAGAUGUGGGGCGUGGCUGAGUUCCACUGCCCGAAAUGUCGGCACAACUUCCGGGGCUGGGCACAGAUGGGGUCCCGGUCCCCCUGCUACGGGUGCGGCUUCCCCGUGUAUCCGACACGGAUCCUCCCUCCGCGCUGGGACCGGGUCACGGAUCGCCGCAGCACCCACACCCACUCCUGCUCGGCUGAGGACUGCUACAAUCGGAGAGAGCCCCACGUGCCUGGGACGUCCUGCGCGCACCCCAAGAGCCGGAAGCAGAACCACCUGCCCAAAGUCCUGCACCCCAGCAACCUCCACAUCAGCAGUGGCUCCACUGUGGCCACCUGCCUGAGCCAGGGGGGCCUCCUGGAAGACCUGGACAACCUCAUUCUGGAGGACCUGAAGGAGGAGGAGGAAGAGGAGGAGGAGGGCGGGCACGGGGAGUGACCCCUGCCAGGUGCAGAUGCAAACCAGACACGGUGUGUGGAUAUUUUGUGUUGUUAUAAAAUAUGAGCUCAAA
Molecule: messenger RNA, 1241 nt
Organism: Hippopotamus amphibius kiboko
Lineage: Eukaryota; Metazoa; Chordata; Mammalia; Artiodactyla; Hippopotamidae
Gene: SHFL
Product: shiftless antiviral inhibitor of ribosomal frameshifting
Exons: 8
Coding region: 308-1168 (286 amino acids)
Biological process (GO): innate immune response; viral translational frameshifting
Molecular function (GO): sequence-specific mRNA binding; ribosome binding
Source: RefSeq, a predicted model, not a curated record